AUGACGCAAAUUAGAAACAUAUUAUUAAUAGGUCGAACAGGAAACGGAAAAUCGACAUUAGCUAAUGUUUUAUGCGGGACUGAGAAGUUUAAAGAGAGUUCAUCAGGUGUAUCUAUAACUAAGGAAAUUCGCGCUGAGGAGUUUGAACUUGAAACUUUGCUAAGUGGAAAUGAGAAUUUGAAGUUUAAAUAUCGCAUAAUCGAUACUAUCGGAAUUGGUGAUACUUCGCUUUCUACUAAGGAGGUGUUAACUGAAAUAGCUAAAAUUUGUGAUUAUUUGAGUGGUGAACUGUAUCAAGUUUUUUUUAUUACUAGUGGUAGGUUUUCUGAAAAAGAAAUCGACGCAUAUAAAUUAUUUAAGGAUGUUAUUUUCGACGAACAAAUCGUUAAAUACACUACAAUUGUUCGCACAUCUUUUCCGGAAUUCGAAGAUGAAAAGGUAUGCGCGGCAGACAAGACUAAGUUGCUUAGUGAAAGUUCAAAAAUAGCCGAGUUGAUUAAUUCAUGUAAUGGUUUUAUUUACGUUGAUAAUCCACCAAUGAAAGCACAUUAUACUGGGAUAGCUAUAAAUGCGCGGGAAGCGUCGAGAAAAAAAUUAUUAACACAUUUGAUGAAUAAUUGUGGAAAUUACUUUCCACCUAGUUUAGCGGAGCUAAGGAAAAGAGUUGAUAGUUAUGAGUCUGAGAAAGAAAAACUUGAAGCGAAGUUUGAAUACUGGAAGAAAAAAUACGACAAGAAAUGCUUGAUAUUAUAA
Ambispora gerdemannii is the source of this 753-nucleotide messenger RNA. The record is from the annotation of a GenBank genome assembly. NCBI's taxonomy places the organism in Eukaryota, Fungi, Glomeromycota, Glomeromycetes, Archaeosporales, Ambisporaceae.